AAAGUGUGCGUAAAGCGAAUCGAUGAUGAUAUACAUUGCAAAAGGCAGUGAGAGAGUGAUCCGAAAAUAAUCCAACAAUUUCCUAGAAUACUUUGGAUUGUAAUUUUGAGAAUAUUAGUUGAUUUUCUUGACACUGUUUCCAUUUCUUGCAGAUUCUCAGUGCCACAACACAAAACAAAGAUAAUCAGUAUUAUCAAAUAACAAGUCCAAAACCUACACCAAACAGACAAUCUAGUGAUGUGUUCCCGCUGCCAGGAGUGAAACGAUCUCACAAUCACAAUCAUGAACAUGACCACAAUCAGCAUCAACCAAACUACAAUCAGAAUUAUCAGACUUCGGUCCCUGAUGAUGAUGAUGAUGAUGGAUCUACUCGUCACCCGCAUCAUGUGAAUCAAGAGCCCAAGAAAUUCAGAAUAAAUAUGGUUCCAUUCAAUCUCGUGCCGGACAAUUUAAGAGACACUCAAGGAGUAGCUCAAAGAAUGACAAGAAGACAUGAGCAGACAUCCUCCAGCAAGAUGACAAAGGAUAACAUGGAUCUCCGAACUAACAAUGACGUCAAUAUUAGUCUGAUCCACGAUAUAUUCUUCAAGAACUUCACAAAAAGAGGAUUGAAUGCGCAGCAUGAUGCCAACACUAUGGUUUUUCCAUCAGACGAUAUAGUGACGAAUAACACAACAGGAAAGUCGAAAAACUGUCCUUACGGCCUCUGCGAAGAAGUGGAGAAUUAUCCAGAAGGCAAAAUCAAGAACUUUAUCAGUCGCUCAGAAGUUCUCAAACAGUAUUUCGAUCAAAUGGCGAUUCCCUCAAUCAGUUUCAGCAACAGAUUCGGAGAAGAUGGAGAUCCUCUUUGCCCAACAAGGACCUAUACAAAAUUCCCCAAAAGCGCUACGAAUACACAGAACAUCGCAAAAAUCUUGGUGAACGUCGAUGAAUACAAACAGGGGGUUGUAUAUGAAACGUGUGUGAAAGAUGGUGGGCAAUGCAGCCAAGCCAAUGGUUUUCCAGAUGGUUACAUCACGACUUGCAAGCAGAAGUAUGCCGUGAGACGCCUGAUGGCUGUUUCUGACAAUAUGGACAAACCAGUGUUCGAUGACUUCGAACUACCAUCCUGUUGUGUGUGCAUGAUCAAAAAAGGCUGA
Phaedon cochleariae (mustard beetle) is the source of this 1139-nucleotide messenger RNA. NCBI's taxonomy places the organism in Eukaryota, Metazoa, Arthropoda, Insecta, Coleoptera, Chrysomelidae. The record is from the annotation of a GenBank genome assembly.